GUUUUGGUUCCAGCUUUGGUCGGUCGUUGUUUUUAGCCCGGUGAAGACUAGUGGUGCGGUUGUGUCGCGGUCGCGAUUGUUGUUGUUAUUGGCGAUUUGUACGGGACUUUUCCGUUCUCUGAAGCCGUUCUUUGUAUUGGGAGUGUGGUUAUUUCGUUUCUUUUUUUUUGUUAUUGCGGUUCGAGCGAGGAUUUGAACGCGAGUGUGUCACGUCUGCUGCUGGAAGGAGUGCGGGUGCAAUGUGCAGCUCGAAGAUGAAGAUGAUUCUGAGCAUACGGCUGAUCCCAUAACUUGACCAUUAUCUGCAUCCAAACGCAUCGCUUGUCUGUCCUUUCGAAGAUCUAGAAAUAAAUACCAUAAAAAAAGUUCUAAGUGAGUGUUUGUGCGAUCGCGCCGCCAUUUUCUUCUUCUUUCUCAAAAAUUUCUACGACCUCCAACCUCCAACAACGAUUCCGCAUGAAUGGAUAAGCACAGCCGAUCGAAGCCAACGCUCGAAGACUACAUUAUCGACAUGGAGACGCGACCGCCCGACAGCGGCCAGACGGCCGAUAAGGACGUUUGGGCCCAGCUGAGGCAAAAGGAAGAGGACCUGCUGCUGGCGGCCGAACUCGGCAAGGCGCUGCUGGAGAAGAACGAGGAACUGAAGAAGCACCAGGAGAAGCUGGUCGACGAUUACUCGAUGAAACUGGAGAAACUGGAACAGGAGAAGUACAUCCUCAAGCGACAGUUGGACCAAACGACGAGCGAAAAUGAUGUCAUCAUACUGGAGCUGCAGACGGACAUCAAGCAGUUCAAGCAACGGCUGGACGCCCAGGAACAGAUCAUGCGGCAGAUGGAAAGGGAAAAGAACCUACUGAUCGAGGAGCUGACGGCCCAAAAUACCCGCCUUUCGAAUGAGCUGCAGAAAUCGAAUGCGGCCGAACUUCAGCUAACGGCGCAGCUAAACGAGAUCAAGGACCAAUGCAAUAGGCGGACGCUCAGCAUCCAAGAUCACGUCAAUAGUCUGGAAAGUCUGAAGAGUGAGCUGAGAAUGAUUCUGGACAAGAAAAAUGAUCUGGAAAGCCGAUUGCACAUGACGACCUCGGAGAAGGACAAUCUAACCAUUGCGCUGAAUGAAGCCUCCGAGAGGAUACUGAUCCUGGAGCGGAGUACCAAGGAGCAGGAUACCAAAUUCCAGAUGACGGUCCAAACGUUGGACCGGCUGGAGCGGGAAAAUGGAACGCUGAGUGAGCGACUGGAAUCGUUCGAUUCGCAACGAUCCGGACACAGCGGCGAACCGAUGACCCACGAAACCUCGCUGUUACAGGAGAUGAACGGGGAAGAUGACAUGAUGAUGGGGGAGGCUGGAGUCGGUACCGUCGGGGGAGUUACCAAAGAUGAAGUGCUGCUGCUCCAGCGGGAGGCCCAAUCGGUGUACAAACAGCUGAAGACGCUGUGCCAGACGCUGAGGAGUACACAUCAUGAUGAUGAUUCAGGUCUCCACUCGGACAUGUCCUUCUCGUCGUUGGACAACACCAGCUCAUCGCUAUCACCACACUCGGUAGACGUGGGCCUGGGUAGCUCCACAGGACACUCACUGCAACCAAACACCGGCUCACAUCCACACCGAUCCGGACCGGAAAAGUUCAGCCGGGGUAUGCUUUCGUCGGCCGCCGACGAACUGGUUCACAUCAUCAUGAACAUGGAUGCCAUGCAGUUCAAGACCAUGUUCGAGCAGACCCGGACCAUGGUCAUCGAACAGGAGGACGAGAUGAAGAAGAAGAACGAGCUGAUACGCAAUCUGGAGAGUAAGCUUUCGGUACAGGACAUCGAGCUGCAGAGUGCGAUUGAGGAGCGAAAUCAGGCCCGGGACGAUGCCUCCCACUCUAGUUUGGCUCAGGACGAGACCGUGGUGCAAGCUCGCAAAGAUCGGGACGCAGCCAUCGAACGGCGGACCAAGGCUGAGGUCGAGCUGGCGAAGAAUCGUGUUGAGCUGAUGCAGGCUAACAGUCAGCUGCUGGAGGCGAUCCAGCAAAAGGUCGAGUUGCUGCAGCAGCUCGAGCAGUGGCAGAUCGAUAUGCACGAACUGAUCGAGGAGCAGAUGAAGAGCAAGCUUAGCAAUGAAACUAGUACAAAACCAAACACGCCUCAGUCCCAGGGAGGAUCGGCCGGGUCUGCGACGACCAACAAUCGCAAGAGUCGUCUGCUGGAUCUGUUCUAUCAUCGAUGAAAACGUCGUCGGCGAGAAUCAUCUUUAAAAGAUAAGAUUAGGAAAAGAAAGGACAGAAAAACGGGAUUGUGUAAUGCAAAAUUAAAAAUCUAGCGAAACGUUUAAAAUCAAAAGGAAGCUUCGACUCGACUCUCCUUGGAAAUCUCAUCUAUUUUGCUACCCACCGAUUGGCAACACUGCCCGGAUGGACUUCAAUAACAGGCGGCGUCCUUCUGAAAACAAUUUUGAACAAUUGAUUAUCCUAAGUUGGUGAGCAAACUAAUAGAUGAGAUUGGCAACACUGGUUCCGGACCCGCGGAGAACACGAUUCGAAUUGCAUUUAUUUCCUGUUUGGGGAUCGGUAACUGUCAGGAAUCGGUUUUCCCAACACGGCCAGUGUUGCCAACGUGGGGGAUGCGUUUGAGAAACCUUGGAGCUCCCAUUGUGAUAGCUGACUGACCAAUCAGACGACUGUUUUCGAUCGUUGCAAAGCGUGGUCAAGAUUGUUUUAUAAAGAGUAGUUUUUUGUCGUCUUGAGCCUUGGCUUGGAGAAAGUGGAGAUGAAUCAGUAUUUUUUGAGCGACGAAAUACUAACCACUACAAUAUUGUUCUUUGUAUUUGUUUUAAAGAAAAAGACUUUUCCCCUGUUUGAUCGUUCAUAGCUAGAAUCGUACAGUGGCAACUUAACACAUAUCCCAUACAAUUAUCAUGUACACCAGAUUGACACGGUUGGAAAAUCGGACAGGUAAAUGCAUUUCUUCAGAGAAGACACUUUUUUAAUUAGUGUAGCUUAAAGUUGAUCAGGCAACGAAAUAGUCAAUUGACAAUUUUUUCUGAACUUCUAAUAGGAAAUUGAAUACGUCACAAUCUGUUUUUUUCGGAACAGGUUUUCUUCUCGAUUGCUAAAAAUCUUCUCGAAUUAUUAAUCUUUUUUUCUAAUGUUUUGCAAGGGUGCAUCAUAUCUCUUAAGAAAAGCAUUUACCCUAACAACGUGAAUCAUAUCUUGAGGAAAUACCAGAAAGCCUACAGAAAAACUAACACUAACAUGUACCAUAAUCUAACUUAUAUAAACAAAUGUUGUACCUUAGUUAACGUGAAAUGUACCGCAAGUCAGUGUAACCAAAAACGGAUGCAAAAAUUCUAAUUUUGUUCACUUAAGGGAAUGUUGAAUGAUUUUUUACCAAUUUUAAACAUUUCGACAACCAAAUUGAUACGUACUUAAAUCAUUCCAGUCAAAUUAUUUAAUCAUUUAAUCGAAUAGUUGUGAGUAAAUAAUCAUUGAUGGUUAAGAAAUAAAAAAUACAUUAAAAGAUAGUUUAAAUUGGCCUUGAAAAUUCAAAUUUGAUCUAGAAAAAUUGUUGUGAUAAUCGGAACAGGAUUAAAAACCUGUUCGAUUUCAGUAAUAUGGAAAGCAAAAAAUCUACAAACAGAGUGAAAUCAUAAGUGAUGACAAAUUACACGGGAUGCCUUUACCAGAAUCGGAAAAAAAUCAACAGACGCUUGAAAGUGACUUGCAGUAAAGAAAGAAAAUGAAAAUCAAAAAAUAUUUGAACUACACUUAGAUGCUAUAAAAAAUUUAGUUAACCAUGAGGUUUUUGUUUUCCAAAAAAUAGUAACAGUCGAACAAACAUGGCUUGUGCAUUCACACGAUUGGAGCAGGAAUUACUUGUACAUAUACUAAAACCCCUAUGUUAAAUAAAUAAAUCAUUGAAAAACUUUUUUUUACAACUGUUUAAAUCAAAACAUUAAAAAAAUACAGCUUCGACUCACUGAAUUUUACUUUAAAUUCAGAGAACCGCAUCUGUAUUAAAUUAGUUAAAUUCGAAAUCAUAAAAAAACUCAUCACCCGUCAAUCGAACCAAAUGUAUUUGGGAAACAGCUCUAACAGAAUGCAAAGUUUGAUAACUAAUAAACAGAAAUAACGGCUAACGAGGAACACCUAAAAUGAAGUUAAGGAAACAUGUGAAAACUAAUUAAGACUAUUUUGAUUUGUCUAACUACUACCUACUACCUACUUGUUGUACACUAUUGACAACGCUGCUGUGGAAGAUAGGCGAGCAAAUGAUAGAAAAUAAAACUGUAAUAUGAUGAGAUUAAAUUUUA
Molecule: messenger RNA, 4291 nt
Organism: Uranotaenia lowii
Lineage: Eukaryota; Metazoa; Arthropoda; Insecta; Diptera; Culicidae
Product: bicaudal D-related protein homolog
Exons: 5
Coding region: 461-2209 (582 amino acids)
Source: RefSeq, a predicted model, not a curated record